This is a messenger RNA of Xiphias gladius (swordfish), 6448 nucleotides long. RefSeq names its product argonaute RISC catalytic component 2 (gene ago2). Gene Ontology annotation, molecular function: RNA binding; endoribonuclease activity, cleaving siRNA-paired mRNA; protein binding. The record is from RefSeq and is a predicted model, not a curated record. The transcript is spliced from 20 exons. Lineage: Eukaryota; Metazoa; Chordata; Actinopteri; Istiophoriformes; Xiphiidae. Gene Ontology annotation, cellular component: RISC complex. Gene Ontology annotation, biological process: regulatory ncRNA-mediated gene silencing; regulation of DNA-templated transcription. The coding region runs from base 195 to 2822 and encodes 875 amino acids.
GGGCCGUGCCGAGGAUGAGAGACUCCAAAUAUUUACCACUUGGCUAACUAAUUAUCUUUAUUUCCGAACUGGGCUUCCUCCCUCGCUCUUCUACAUUUUGAUACUUUUUGAUCACGUAUGAGUUUAGGCGGAAUUUGGCCAAAAUAAAGUGGAGUAUCUGUGCGUCCACGACACACGCUUAAAAAGUCGACAAAAUGUAUUCCUCUGCUGGAGCUGCUGAGAUGCUUGAGGGACCCCGUUCCUCUGGGUCAUUAAGCUCUGAUCCUGAUGUGUUAGAGCCCCCAUCUUCUCCAGUGCCAGAAUAUGUGUUCAAGCCACCAUCACGGCCAGACUUUGGCACCAUGGGCAGGACAAUCAAGCUCCAAGCCAACUUCUUCGAGAUGGAAAUCCCCAAACUGGAGGUCUACCAUUAUGACAUCGACAUCAAGCCUGAGAAAUGCCCCAGGAGGGUCAAUCGUGAAAUUGUGGAGCACAUGGUCCAGCACUUUAAAACACAGAUCUUUGGUGAUCGAAAGCCAGUGUAUGACGGGAGGAAGAAUCUCUAUACUGCCAUGCCCUUGCCCAUAGGCAGAGACAAAGUGGAGCUCGAGGUGACUAUUCCUGGUGAAGGCAAGGACCGCAGCUUCAAAGUAUCCAUCAAGUGGGUGUCCUGCGUUAGUCUGCAAGCUCUGCACGAGGCACUAUCAGGACGACUUCCCAGCGUCCCUUUUGAGACUAUCCAAGCCUUGGAUGUGGUCAUGAGACAUUUGCCCUCUAUGAGGUAUACCCCGGUGGGCCGUUCUUUCUUCACUCCCUCAGAGGGAUGUUCGAACCCCCUCGGUGGUGGCAGAGAGGUGUGGUUUGGCUUCCACCAGUCUGUCAGGCCUUCCCUCUGGAAAAUGAUGCUCAACAUUGAUGUUUCGGCCACUGCAUUCUACAAAGCCCAGCCUGUAAUUGAGUUCAUGUGUGAGGUCUUGGAUUUCAAAAGCAUUGAAGAACAACAGAAGCCCUUAACAGACUCUCAACGAGUGAAAUUUACAAAGGAAAUCAAAGGUCUGAAGGUGGAGAUCACUCACUGCGGUCAGAUGAAGCGGAAGUACAGAGUCUGCAAUGUGACCAGAAGACCAGCCAGCCACCAAACCUUCCCCCUGCAGCAGGAGAACGGCCAAACUAUUGAAUGCACAGUAGCACAAUACUUCAAAGACAAGUACAAGCUCAUCCUGAGAUACCCCCACCUCCCAUGUCUCCAGGUGGGACAGGAGCAGAAGCACACCUACCUACCUCUAGAGGUUUGCAACAUAGUGGCUGGACAGCGCUGCAUCAAAAAGCUGACAGACAAUCAAACAUCCACUAUGAUUCGUGCCACAGCCCGAUCAGCACCAGACCGUCAGGAUGAGAUUAGUAAAUUGAUGAGAAGUGCCAACUUCAACACUGACCCUUACGUUCGUGAAUUUGGAGUGAUGGUCAGAGAUGAGAUGACAGAAGUGAACGGCCGCGUCCUACAGGCACCUUCCAUUCUGUAUGGAGGCAGGAACAAAGCAAUAGCCACACCUAUCCAGGGAGUAUGGGACAUGAGGAACAAGCAGUUCCACACUGGCAUUGAGAUCAAAGUGUGGGCCAUCGCCUGCUUUGCCCCACAGAGACAGUGCACUGAACUCCUGCUCAAAGCAUUCACAGAUCAGCUGAGGAAGAUCUCUAGGGAUGCAGGAAUGCCCAUCCAAGGUCAGCCUUGCUUCUGUAAGUAUGCACAGGGAGCAGACAGUGUGGAGCCCAUGUUCCGGCACCUCAAGUACACCUACCAGGGCCUCCAGCUGGUGGUGGUCAUCCUGCCAGGGAAGACGCCUGUCUACGCUGAGGUGAAACGUGUUGGGGACACGGUGCUCGGCAUGGCCACGCAGUGUGUACAGGUGAAGAAUGUUCAAAAGACAACACCUCAGACUCUCUCCAACCUCUGUCUGAAGAUCAAUGUCAAGCUGGGCGGUGUUAAUAACAUCCUUCUCCCACAGGGCAGGCCGAUGGUGUUCCAGCAGCCAGUGAUCUUCCUCGGUGCAGAUGUAACUCAUCCGCCUGCAGGAGAUGGAAAAAAGCCUUCUAUCGCUGCCGUUGUUGGUAGUAUGGAUGCCCAUCCCAGCAGAUACUGUGCCACAGUCCGAGUGCAGCAGCACCGCCAGGACAUCAUCCAGGACUUGGCCACCAUGGUGAGGGAGCUUCUCAUCCAGUUCUACAAGUCCACCCGCUUCAAGCCCACAAGGAUCAUCUACUACCGCGAUGGUAUCUCUGAGGGCCAAUUUAACCAGGUUCUUCAGCAUGAACUGCUGGCAAUCCGUGAGGCCUGCAUCAAACUAGAGAAGGACUACCAGCCUGGUAUCACCUUUGUUGUUGUGCAAAAGAGACACCACACAAGGCUGUUCUGUAUGGACAGAAAUGAGAGGGUUGGGAAGAGUGGCAACAUCCCUGCAGGCACCACAGUGGACACCAAAAUCACUCACCCAUCAGAGUUUGACUUCUACCUUUGCAGUCAUGCUGGCAUUCAGGGCACCAGCAGGCCGUCUCACUACCAUGUGCUCUGGGAUGACAACCACUUCUCUUCGGAUGAACUGCAGGUUCUCACCUACCAGCUUUGCCACACCUAUGUGCGCUGCACCCGGUCAGUUUCCAUCCCAGCACCAGCCUACUAUGCCCAUUUGGUGGCUUUCCGGGCUCGCUAUCACUUGGUGGACAAAGAGCAUGACAGUGCCGAAGGAAGCCAUACAUCAGGCCAGAGCAAUGGGCGUGACCACCAGGCCCUGGCCAAGGCCGUACAGAUCCACCAGGACACGCUGCGUACCAUGUACUUUGCCUGAGAGCACACAACCCCAGGUUGGCGUGGGUGAGACCCCACUGAUGGAACACACUACCCCUCGCUGUCUCGCUGUCAGCGGUAGAUAGCAUCACAGUGGUUUCACAUCGCGAUCUCCCCACAUAACAAACCUGUCAGUUACCCAUAAAUCUACAAUUGUACUUCAGCCCCCACCCAACCCAAAUCUAGCCAGCUAUUAGACUAAGAUGCAAAAAGAUCCCUAUUUCAUGGGGAUUGAGUUAGAAGAUGAUUUAUUUACAUGUUGUGCAUUCGUGUUUAUUUGUAUUUGUUGUAGGGAAAUAUGUUGCAAAGUCUGAGAGGAAGAGGAGAAGUUUGUACACUGAUAGAUGAAAUCUACCUUUUUUAAACUAGUGGGCAGUAACAUUUAUAUUGGGGUGGUUUAUAAUUUAGAAGAAUGUGUUCACCCUCCUUCUCCUGUUUUUAUUGUUUGUUAUGGUCUUGGUGCUUGAAGGGAGAAGGAGACAUCAAAAAUGAGGGGGCCCGUUCACUGUUUAUAUGCCUGAUGAUUUGCUCCUCUGACAAACAUUAUUUAUCAGCUAAUCAAAGCAAAGUGCACUGACCAGAAUGGGUACUUUAUCCAGAACAAAAGUACUUAAUAUAUUGAGGGUUGUGUGUGAUUUUCACAUAGGGCACUAUGUGAUGAAAAGUGCCAUUCGAGACCACCUUUCUAUCGUCAUUUCUAUGUAAAACUAUGAAUUAUUUGGCCCACAUCCGCUGGGUUAUCAGUAUUUGUCCUUGAUUGACAUUGGUGACUAUUUUAUGCCAAAUCUGGGGACAACUUACUAAAGGAAUCUUUGAGUCAGAUUUGUUAUCAACCCUUGAACCACCAGUGUAUUCUAGAUGGGGGCUUUUAGUGUUCAGAUUUAAAGCAACAGCAAUUUUACUCUCCUCUGCCUCACUUUUUAGUCUGAACUAAUAAAGUUGCCCCAGUAACCUAAUUCCCAUGCCAAGAAAAAAGUGGAUUGGGACUGGAUCCCAACAAGGACUCCUUUCUAAUGUACUCUGAGCCGUGUUGAUAAAAGACACAUGAUGUAGAAAUCAACAUAGAAGGGAACGUGAUGAAAUCAGUUUGUUCCCUUCGGUUUUUAUAGCCUAUUUUAAUUUCAAUCAUUUUUUGUAAUGAACAUGCAUGUAGCUAACUCAUGUUUUAGACAUUUAGGCAUUUGUGAUAAUUGUUCAUUUCUCCCACUAUACACAUUAACCCUACUUCUAUUUUUUAAUGUAUAUAGCAGCAGAAUAGUGUUUUCUGCCGUGUCUUUGUCAGAGAUAUUUGUGUGGCAUCUCGAUAUCCAGGCAUUCGGUACAGUGGAGUGAAAGCUGCAACGUUUUAAAAGUUUGACUGAUUUGAAAUUCCCUAAAAAAGACCUCUCAAAAUAUAGUGUUUGCUCCAGGAAUUAGGAGCAGUCGUCGCACAAAAGCUUGGGUUUUAUGCAAAUGACUUUUUGUGAGUCUUUAUACUAUAUAUAGUAAUGUUGGUAAUAAGGUAUAUUUUGAAUAAGCUUUCAGUGGAGGCUGCUGACAAUAUUAUAAAGAUUUUUUUUUUUUAAAUGACUGGCCCACAUGUAGUCUAAAUUAACACUGUCUAUUUGUAUACAGAUUUUAAAUGCAAAUAUUCUCUUGCCUUCUAAGACUGUAACAGUCUUACUAAUAAUUCUAGACAUCCCACCUAAGUUUUACUACUAAAUUAAGCUGGCGAAUGUUCUCGUAGGAGGCGACUGGAGGCGAGUAGUCUAUAUUUUCUAACUAUGCAUCAUUUUUAACCAAGAGAUUUAACAGUGGGAUAUCUCACAUGAAUUUGGGUCAUUUAUAGAGGUAGAUAAUCAGGGCUUUUGUUUUUUUUUUUUUGGUUAUUGUUUUUUUUUAGCAUGUUGCAUUUAGUAGCGUUUCUUAGUGCUUAUCAGCAUCUUCAUGCCUUUCUAACGGGAUGAAGUAUUUAUGUGGUCAUUUGUAACAUUGUAGAUUUUUAUAGCCUGAAAAUUGGGUGUAUCCUUUGUAACACACAAUCUUUCUUAGCCAAACAAGAUUACAAACUUUUACAUGAUUAAUAAUCAAAAGACAUGGAAGCACAAAAGGACAUCUUGAUUCUAGGUGCUAGAUGUUUUCACUGUAAACCACCUUAAAUCCUCACUGGAUUGGUCCACAAAGCUUUUUACUUGUAUGCUAAAAGAUGCUUCAUCACUUUGAGGAUCUUUUCUCUCCCUUUGACGACCUCUCUGUGUUACCCUUUUAACUCAUUACCUGUAAAGCAACUAGAAAUCCGACUGACUGUGUUUGUGGGGCAUUCUGAAAAUCAUGUACUUGAUAUUUACUGUUAUGAUGUCAAUAUUGUUCUUAUCGGUGCUGGUCAGACAACAUGUAAAUUUGGAUGCACUUUUGAUAGCAGAACGUUGGUAUGACUUAUAGAGAUGUGUGUUCCUCAAUCGAAGCAGGAGGCUAGGCCAUAUUGCGGGACGUUGGUGUAAUUGUAUGGAAAUGGCCGUGUGUUCUACCUCUUGUUACCUGUUUAAUUGUUAUGGUAACAUCACACUGCUGGCCAUUUCUGUAUAAUUACCCCUGCUAUCUAUCUAAUUGGCAUUGUUGGAGUCUUGCAUUGACAGUAGAGGUAUUAAACGCUUGGUGUGCAUGAUGGUGAACGCGCUUUUCUUAGUUUAUGUAGUUACGUAGUUGUGUGAUUUUUCAUAGUUUUACUCAAAGUGAUAAGAGAGAAUGUGUUUUUUUCCUUUUAGGCGUUUUGAGUGUUGAGCUGUAUGACCAAAUUCUUGAAGUGUGUCUGUAUUCACACACAGUUUUCCCUGCUUUCUUUCCUUUUAAUUCUAUGCACCAAUGAAAUUACAGACUUUUGCUCGACACCUUGAUUUUCCAGCUGAGCAGGGUUAAAGCAAAUGCAAAGCCCACAUCAGGUGUGAUGAUUGCAUAUCAUCGAUCAGGACAAAUUGUAAAUUUACCCUAGUGGUGCUGUUAGUCAGACUGUUAGUUAAAGUCGAUUGUAAGCUGAAAAGAAACUAAAAAACAACCCCUGUCUAAGCAUCAGCCUAAAAAAUAAAUUUCCAUGAAAUCUAUGUGAAUGGAUGUUUGUAAGGCAUAUAACCCAGCAAGGUAAAUCUGAUCAGGUAAAUUUCACCACAUAACUUUUAUUUCUGUAUAUAAUCUGUAAUUUAAAUACAAGUGUGACUGGAUCAGAACAAAUCAAUCUUACAUGUCAGGGGAAGCCUGUCGUUGGCUCUGUACUUGGAAAUGUGAAUGUCCUCUUCUCUGUGCGAAUGCAGGCCUUUGUGAUGCUGCCUCAUUAUUCACUUACUCGAAUGUUCAGUCUUCAGACUGUCUCUCAAAGGGAUGCCUGGGUAUUUAGUAUUUUUGUUGGCGGUCAUUCUCCAGAAGCUGCGUGUCAUAUUAUUUGGAAAGCGGGAAAGUGUAACUGGGUGACAAAAAUGAAAACAUUUUGACCACAAUAUAACGGGUGUCCUAAAAAGUAAAUCGCUAAAAUUCCAAACAUCACGGUGUCAUUUUAGGAGAUGUGUUUACUUGUUGUCACUGCUUCUUUGUGUUUUACAUUACUUAUGACAGCACCUUAAAAUACCAGAUCAGAAUGGCAUUGCUUUUCCUGGAGGU